GAUCGUGCAAGGUGCUAGCAGUGUGAUUUUCAGAAGAUUUUGUCUACAGCCGCAGCGAGUUGAAUUUUACAAGCGUGAGCCAAAUAUCCAUCACGAAAGGUGAACAUUAAUUCCAGUGCAAAACCAGCGCACUUUUAGAAUCGUGAAAUAUCGUGCCACAAAGACAAAGUGCUACUUUGUGGUCCAUUCGCCUUUUUAUACGCACGUCGAGUUUCGCAAAUUUCCUCAUCAAAAAUGGAUUACGAAGAGCUGACGACGAUGGUGGAGGAGCAGAAUCAAUCGGAGCGUAAGGAGAGCGGCAAACGUGGGCGCAAACCCGGUCGGAAGGUAUCCACGGAGAAAAUCGAUAUGAAAGCGAAGCUCGCAGAACGCAGCCGGCAGAGUGCACGCGAGUGUCGUGCCCGCAAGAAGCUCCGCUAUCAGUACCUCGAGGAGUUGGUGACCGAUCGCGAGAAGGCUGUCGUCGAAUUGCGCCACGAGCUGGAAAAGCUGUACAACUGGGCGCUUGAGGUGGAAGCCGGUCGCUGCCCGGAAGGACUGCAGGAACUCCUGGAGGAGAUGGGAGCCAUGAAGCAGGAGUAAAACCGCACAGCACCCAAUCCAACGCCACACGGCGAGGACAAGCGUUUUGUUUCCGUUGGAGCACCGUUUUGCUUCCCGUUGAGGUUUAGAUUUAGUUCACGCCAGUUGGCUUUGUUAGUUGCGUUCCCUCCUGUGGAUUUGCGUUGGCCACGGACAGAGUCUUUAUGCUUCGGCAAUGGGCUCGUUGCUACACGGGAUCAAAAAUCCGUGCGGUUUCGUUGCAUUUUUAACGUGGUUUAGUUCAGCUUGCGUUCCUUAAUGAUUUCCGGUUACGUUUUCGAUUGUGUUCUGUUUCGAGCAAUUUGCCUAAAAAAAGAUAAAGAGAGUGAGAGGGUGAGAAAGGAUAGCUAGGAGUAGCGGGAGAGAAGCGAUAAAAAUAACAUAAAAAACGAAAAAUGAAAGUAAAGUUAUACAAAAAAAAAAAUGAAGAACAAAAGUACAUAUGCACUCUGAAUUAUACCGAUUUAAAGACGAAAAGUAAAAAAAAAACCACAAAAGCAAAAAGGACGCGGGACAACAUUACCUCAGUUCACGAAGGACAGUCAACACAAGCUUC
Anopheles nili is the source of this 1138-nucleotide messenger RNA. RefSeq names its product REPTOR-binding partner (gene REPTOR-BP). The coding region runs from base 235 to 582 and encodes 115 amino acids. The transcript has 3 exons. Gene Ontology annotation, cellular component: nucleus. Gene Ontology annotation, molecular function: DNA-binding transcription factor activity. NCBI's taxonomy places the organism in Eukaryota, Metazoa, Arthropoda, Insecta, Diptera, Culicidae. The record is from RefSeq and is a predicted model, not a curated record. Gene Ontology annotation, biological process: regulation of DNA-templated transcription.